GCUUGUUGGGCUUCGGUUCUGGAUCUAGACUCAGCCGCCUGCGUUCGCUGUAGGCAUCGCAAGGCUCGUUGAAGAAGAGAGGGGAAACGCGAAGGGAGAAAAGGCGAAUGAGGGGAUAGAAGAGGGGAGCGUUCGAUUUGCAGGGGUUCAUGUGGGACGCGUGGUCGUCUUCUGAACUAGGUUUCUGAUUUAUGCUCCUUUUCUGUUGUUUUUUUCUCUCGAUUUGGAUUUGUGUUUCAAGAGUGCAUCUGGCUGGGAUUUUGUGCUGGAAUUAGAUGAGAAACCUUUCCUUUUGAUUUGGAGACGCCGGUGUGUCGGAUUCUCACGCCUUUCCUUUUUAGGGUUUCUUCUGUCCUAUGUGAAUCUAGGUUAGAUUACGGUGACAGGGGUACCAGCAAACGAAAAAAAUUUGGGAGUUUUAGCUUCUGGAAUAUUUGGUAAAAAACAGUCCUUUUGUUUUCUGGUAAGUUUGGUUUCAGAAGAAUGGGCAAUUUGGUGUGAAUUAGAUAAUUUCUUCGCCUCAAUUUGGUUUUGUGCUAAUUCCCAGCUCAAUCAUUCAUUACGCGAAUCCGUUCUGAUCAGCACUAAACUGGAUAUUGUAUGUAUCUUAUCUCGUCAGCAGCCGAGUCUGGUUUGAUAACUUCUGAUGUUUUACUGAGUUCGGAAAGUAUAAAAUACGACAAUAAAAUUAUUUUUAGCAAAUAUAUUGCUGUGAGCUUGACCUCAUGCAAGGUUUUGAUUGAUGUGAACAGUCUUGUCGGAUUGACCACAUGGCACCCACUGUGCUAAUGGAAUACACCAAAGAGAAGCAGAGGAAGGGAUGUUCACAGGAUCUUUCAUUUGCGUUGAAGGAAAAAUCUCAUAAAUUGUCUCAAGGGUAUGGACGUGCUUCUCUUCUUGACUGUCAACAUGAUGCUGAGAAGAUGCAUGAUUCAGAGGGUGUGGGCAGUUCCAUACGUGCCCAAUCUGAUGAUACCAGUCCUGCGAAGAGGCAGAAGUGUGCUAGUGUAAACAUUGACAGAUGCGAGGGAUUUAAUGUCCCACUUCAACAAAUUUCUUUCACAAAAAUAUCUGGUUCUCAAAGAAAGGAACUCAAAAUUAGAUUUGAAUCAGAAUUAGAUCAGAUCCAAAUGUUACAAAAGAAAUUUUUCUCAAACCUAGCAACUGCUGGCACUAUUACAACUGGUUCAGUCAAUGAGAGUGAGAAAGAAGUUGAUCCAAAGAGUAUUACUCAGCUAAAGCGUGUGGCUUCAGGAAAGUCAGCAUCUUCAAAAAUGCCUUUUCCUCUGCCUCCUGUAGACAUUUCAAGUUUGGCAUUGAUGAAGCAAUGUGAGGGGCUUCUAAAGCGCUUAAUGUCACAGCGGUUCGCCUGGGUCUUCAACAGUCCUGUAGAUGUGAAGAAAUUGAAUAUUCCUGACUAUUAUACUGUUAUUAAGCAUCCAAUGGAUUUGGGAACCAUUAAAACUAAAAUAAGCUCAGGUGGUUACUCCAGCCCAUGGGAUUUUGCUGCAGACGUGAGGCUUACCUUUACCAAUGCAAUGACAUAUAACCCACCCACAAAUGAUGUCCAUUUCAUGGCAGAUACAUUGAGCAAGUACUUUGAACUUCGUUGGAAACCAAUAGAAAAGAAAUUAGCUGCAGCUGGUGCACAUGGUAAGAAAGAAAUUCAAGCUCCAAAAUCUGCAGUGUCAUCCCAAGAGGGAAAAAAUCUCUGCAUGUUGGAAGUUUACUCUCGUGAAAGGAAGAAAUCACAUAAUGAUUACAUUGAUUGUGUGCCCCAAGGGGUGAAAUGCCAAAUGACAAAUGAGGAAAAACAUAGACUAACUAGUGUUUUGGAAUCUCAUUUGGAAGAUCUUCCAAAUCAUAUCAUUGAUUUUCUGAGACAGCAAAGCAAUAUGAAUGAUAGCAGUGGAGAAAUAGAAAUUGAUAUAGAAUCUUUAGGUGAUACUACACUCUUUAAGUUACAGAAGCUUCUGGAUAGUUAUUUACAGGAGAGAGAUGUGAGACAACAGGUGAAAUCUGAGCAGUGCAACAUGGCGGUUUCUGAAAAUGGCAUUAGCACCUCAGUAAUGCAUCAGUACAAAGGCAAUAACCCUGUUGAAGAGGAUAUAGAUAUUGGUGGUGAUGAUCCUCUCAUACCUAAUUACCCCACCUUGGACAUUCGAAAGGACUCAAAGUUUAGAGAAAUCAAGUGUGCCAGCUCAAGCAGUUACACUAGUCAUUCAGGAUCUUCCACUGACUCUGACAGUUCUGCUGGAAGUGAAUCAAAGAAAGUUUCCAAUCCCAAAGAUGGUGCGAAGGAAAAUUCAGUAAAUAAGGCAGGUUCUGAUCAAGAGAAAAGUGAUCUAAUGAAUCCGUUUGAUAUGCAUAGACCUUUGAGUGAGUUGAAUUGCUUGGAGAAUGCUGCAGAUGGGAAACCUUCAUUGAUUGACUCUGAGAGGUGCCAAGAGGGGGAGCAUGCUCCAUCUGAGAAAAACCUAUCCCCAGGAAAGCAAUAUAGAGUCGCUUUGCUGAGGAAUCGCUUUGCCGAUACAAUUCUCAAAGCUAAGGAGAAAACACUUGGUCAGGGUGCCAAAGGUGAUCCUGAAAAACUGCAACAUGCAAGGGAGGAAAUUAAACGACAGCAAAAGGAAGAGCGAGCACGGCUUCAAGCCGAAGCUAAAGCUGCUGAGGAUGCUUGUAGGCGAGCUGAAGCAGAAGCUGUAGCUGAUGCUAAACGUCAAAGGGAGUUAGAGCGAGAAGCUGCGCGCCAAGCCUUGUUAAAGAUUGAAAAGACAGUUGAGAUCAAUGAUUGUCGAAUCCUUAAAGAUCUGGAAAUGCUUGGAACUGUUACAUGUGCAGAAAUGCCCAUAUCAAAUAAUGAGAAGAGCCUUGGCUAUUCUCUUGCUGACAUAGGAGGCUUUAGACUAGGGGGCAGUAACCCUCUAGAGCAACUCGGGCUGUUUAUGAAGAUGGAUGAUGAAGAAGAGGAAGAAUCUGAAAAUGUGCCUAUGAACGAAGCCGAGGAAGGAGAGAUUGAAUGACCCUAUCGACACUGUAUAACUUAGAUUUUUCUCUUGCAUCGUAUCAGCUGCAAGGAUUCUGACUCCCGCUAAAGGUUAUGCACUCAAAGAAUCAAUAUGAUUAGUCGUACCAUCAGUUUCUUUGAGGAUGACUAACCUCCACCUGGGAGGAUAAGUGAUCAAUGGAAAUACAGUCGUGGAGCAUUUGCUAUAGAUAGCUUUCAGCUUUGCAUAAGUUGAGAUUUUUUUACCAAGGAGAGGACAAUGUGUCUUUGUGUACUGGUUGCCUCAUGAUCUAAACCAUCUAUUUAGGAGUUGUACAUAGAAUGGAGCACUGAUUUGGUCUUUACAUCAUAUUCUGCACUAGUUCACAUAA
Messenger RNA from Zingiber officinale, 3378 nucleotides. RefSeq names its product transcription factor GTE11-like. Gene Ontology annotation, molecular function: protein binding. Lineage: Eukaryota; Viridiplantae; Streptophyta; Magnoliopsida; Zingiberales; Zingiberaceae. The record is from RefSeq and is a predicted model, not a curated record. The coding region runs from base 771 to 3023 and encodes 750 amino acids. The transcript has 10 exons.